AUGCCUAGAUUGUACUAUGACACAUUUCAUCCCACAAUCCACUUUCAGAUAUCAUCAUCAUCAUUAUCACUCCCUAAACCAAUGAUCUCCCGCUGCAGCAUAGUCCAAUCUCACCACCCCAAUUUCACAAUCUCAUACCUGAUUGACUCAUGUAGUCUCUCUCCAGACACUGCUGCUCUUACUUUCCAAAAGCUUCACCUUCCUUCUGCUGAAAGACCAGACUCAGUUCUCACCCUUCUCAGGGAGCAUGGUUUCACAGAUACCCAGAUUUCAAACCUCAUCAGAAAACGCCUAUUGUUUCUCUUAGCAAACCCAGAUAUCCUCUUGCCAAAGUUUCAAUUUUUCCUCUCCAUUGGGAUUUUCAAUACCAACCUCGCAAGAACCCUAACUGCUGAUCCAACCCUUUUGACCCGGAACUUGGAGAAACAGAUCAUACCCUGUUACAAUUUUCUCAAGAGUGUGUUGAUUUCUGAUGAAAAGGUUGCAUCUUCAUUGAAGCGCACAUCUUGGGUCUUCCUCGAGGAUCACAAGAAGAACCUCGUACCAAACCUCAAUCUCCUAAAAGAGAUGGAUGUUCCUAAAUCAUGUGUUACGCUGUUGCUGACUCAUUUUUCGGAGGCAUUGAUGCAGAAAAAGAAAAACUUUGCAAAGCUUUCUAAGGAGAUUAAAGAAAUGGGGUUUAAUCCAAAAAAUACAAUUUUUGUGUUGGCCAUUCAUGUGCUCUCAGGUGAGGGUAACAAAUCCAUAUAUAACCGCUGUUACGAGGUUUAUAAGAGGUGGGGUUGGUCCACUUUGGGAGGUGGAAGGAAAGGUGGUCAGGGGUGGAAUUGGAGGGAAGGAGGGGAUGCGGUGGAGGUGGGAGGAAUGAAGGUGAGAGAGAGAAGCAGGAGCAGAGGAGAGAGACGGAAAGGUGGAAGAAGAAGAAAUGGUUAA
Messenger RNA from Arachis duranensis, 933 nucleotides. RefSeq lists its product as uncharacterized. Gene Ontology annotation, biological process: chloroplast organization; regulation of DNA-templated transcription. The record is from RefSeq and is a predicted model, not a curated record. Lineage: Eukaryota; Viridiplantae; Streptophyta; Magnoliopsida; Fabales; Fabaceae. Bases 1 to 933 code for a protein of 310 amino acids. The transcript has a single exon. Gene Ontology annotation, molecular function: double-stranded DNA binding. Gene Ontology annotation, cellular component: chloroplast.